UCUGUAAACAUCCCCAUGUCAUCCGCCCCUCCUCAAAGACAACCUGAAGAUGGCCAUACAUUCGCCCGAGUGAUACAGGUGUGUACGAGAAUAUGCCUACAAUUCUGGAUUUGCUCGGGUUAAUUGUCUCCUGUCUUGCCAAAUAGUUCAUGAUCAAUAAAGCUGCUAGCGGGUCAAUCAAAGAGCUCGACGGACUAUGCAACAUCGCACAACAUUGGAAACCAGAGCAACUUCUGACAUUGCUACCAGUCUUCUAUCAUCACCUUGAUCCAGCUCGCAUCCCCGAUGUCGUCACUUCAAGGGAUGUGAGAAGUAUCAUGCUCGCAAGGUACUCCCUUAAAGGAGUGCUAGUCACGCUGAAUCGUGUCAAUCACCCAAGAGAAUUGACGCAGGCGCUACAGAGCAUUGCCGACAACCUAAUAUCCAACUGGACUCGUUGUCAUCUCUGGGUCAAUUUCUUUUAUCGUCACUUCUUCGCUUCCAGCAACCCUGCCCGCCUUCCAGGUCUUCUCAUAACUAGAUCAGAAGCGCUGAAGCUAGUUGUCAACAUGUUAAUGCGGAUGAGUUUGAUCGGCGACUCACAAACACCACAGUCCCUCAUCAAUACACCAUCUCUACACCCCAUUAUCUCACAGCUGUGGUGCAUGGCGGUCACCUCAAAGGAUAAUGACUUUCUCACCGAAGCUGACAAGGUCAUGGGCAGCAAGGAACAAGGGGCUUUCCAAGAGCACAUGUCAUACAUGGUGCAGGCAUGUCUGGAUGUCGACCAUCCUUCUUUUGUAUCGACCCUUAUUCAUGUCGCUGGAGGCAUUAGAGCCAUAGCUUCUAUUACCUCCAGAUAUCUCAGAAAUAUCCGCUGUCUGUACAGGAAGAAGGUUGUUUCUGGACAAAGUAUCGACGAUACGACUUCAUGCGAUUCUACUUUCGGGGUGCCUCGUUGGCAAAUAAUGCUCAUUAAUUGCUUUGGGAAUUGUGCAAACCUACUGUUCGUUACUAGUCAACAGAACUGCGCCUUGCGAGAGGCCUAUAUCGAUCGCAACCUCGUGGCCAUCGUUAUCUAUACCCUUCGUGAUCUAUGUCAACUCUCUCUAACCCUGAAGCACGAUGACUUCGCUAAACACGUGAAGAAAGCGUUUGAGGAUGCUUUAGGUUACAUUGCAUUACUCAUGGGAGGUCCUGUGGAUGACCUUGUGGCCGUUAUAUGUCAAGCCCUUCGGGCGCGAUUCCUCCCUACCGUCCUUCAAGCUCAUACCUGUAUUCCUGGUGCAGAUACGGCGGAAUGUCUUAAUGCAUUGUUGAUUACUGCCCUUCGUUCAUACCUCACAUUCGACAAGGUCUUGCGGAUCGCAGGGAGCGAGCUAGAGGCUGACGAGAAAUCGCUAGAUGCGAAUGCUCAGCGCGAUACAGACCUACUACAGGCCUGGAAUCUGUUCAAAAAAGAUGUUCGACGCUUCUUAGACCUUAGAAGUCAGAUACCCGCGGCAUCGAUAUUCUUCGAUCGUCAAUGCGCUGCUGUGCAUGUGAGUGAACCAUAUACUUUUUCCCGUCUAGAGACUGUUGCUAAUCAGCCCCUGAUUUUGAAGAACACCGAUGAAUGGCAUCCACAGUGGGAUCUAUUCCAGUGUGCCAGGUGCACAGUUGCGAGAUAUUGUUCUAGACAAUGCCAGAAUAUAGAUUGGGACCAGGGACAUCGUAUGGCGUGCAAGUACCUCAAAGCUGCCAUUGGCGCGUCUCCUUAUGUAACCUGAUACCUUUUGCAUACUGAGACAUUCACAGGCCCGAAUUCUUCACGGUAUAUCAGGAGGAGCCUCUUCCUUUUGGCCAAGAUUGAAGACGCUGAGAUUCAGUCCCAUCGAGAUUUCAUCUCUCAAUUGUCGGUGACCGCUCAAGCAGAAUACCCGGAGUUCCAAGAUCGUCUUGUUCUUGAGAUCGAUCCUGUUGCAGAGGCACCCAUAGACAAAUUCAAAUACAAGCCAGUGUCCAACUAUCUUCAUAUCUUUCCGGAGGCAUCGGAG
Messenger RNA from Suillus bovinus, 2015 nucleotides. RefSeq lists its product as uncharacterized. Bases 150 to 1748 code for a protein of 532 amino acids. The record is from RefSeq and is a predicted model, not a curated record. NCBI's taxonomy places the organism in Eukaryota, Fungi, Basidiomycota, Agaricomycetes, Boletales, Suillaceae. The transcript has a single exon.